UAUCAAAAAAGAACUAUCGAUCAGACGCGAAGUAAACAACAUCUUAUGGUGGAAGAUCAAGGACGACUCAUGGGGACAUGGGGACCCGAAUGGCCAUAUACUUUAGGGCUUUCCCUUGUCUUUCUAGGAUUAAUAAUUACAGCUCACAGUUGUCAAAGCAAUCGUAGUGAUUUUGAUAGUAAAUAUCAGUAUUUUAGUGAAUCCGAAAGGCUGAAAUCAAGAGAAGAUGCAAGACGUAUGUUCUACUUCGGAUACGAGAGCUACAUGCGAUAUGCCUUUCCUCAUGAUGAACUGGAUCCAAUACAUUGUACCGGCAGAGGACCAGAUCGUAAAAAUCCAACUAAUAUUAACAUCAAUGAUGUCCUGGGGGAUUACUCAUUGACGCUGGUGGAAGCCCUCGGAACCCUAGCUGUCAUGGGAAAUAGUACUGAAUUCAAAUUAGCUGUUCAGCGUGUUAUAGAUAAUGUGCAUUUUGAUAGAAAGAGUACAGUUCAAGUCUUCGAAGCUAAUAUAAGAGUGCUUGGCUCAUUAUUGUCUGCUCAUAUGAUAAUAAAGGAUCCUUUACAGCCAUUUGGGGACAUGAGUCCAGAUGAUUAUGAUGAUGAACUGUUGACCUUAGCACAUGACCUUGCCAAUAGGCUUGUUGAUGCGUUUAAUAAAUCUCCUACUGGCAUCCCAUAUCCUAGAGUUAAUCUAACUUCAGGGGAAGCAUUAAGAGACAGAUCAGAUACAUGUUUAGCGGGAGCUGGCUCUCUUCUUCUCGAAUUUGGGGUCCUCAGCAGGCUUCUAGGGGACCCAUCCUUUGAAAACCUUGCAAGAAAAGCAGUUAACAUGUUAUGGGCCCAAAGGUCUGCAUCUACUGGACUCUUUGGAAAUGUUAUAGAUGUGAGGACAAAAGAAUGGAUUGGCAAAAUGAGCGGCUUAGGCGCUGGUCUAGAUUCAUUUUAUGAGUAUUUGCUUAAGGGCUAUAUUCUAUUUGGGGAAGUUGAAGACUUAAAGCGGUUUAAUGACAUCUACAAGCAACUUCAUUUACAUCUUAGGAAAGGCCGAUUAAAAUGCCUGGAGGGUUCUGGAGAAACACCUGUGUAUGUCAACGUUAAUAUGAACACCGCGAAAAUUGAGAACGCUUGGGUGGACUCGCUACACGCGUCAUUUGCAGCGGUCCAGGUACUGAAAGGCGACAUUAGCGAAGCCAUUUGCACGCAUGCGCUAUUUUACCAUAUAUGGAGGAAGUACCAGGCUCUUCCAGAGCGCUUUAACUGGCACCUGAAGCAGCCUGAUGUAUAUUUCUAUCCGUUGCGACCCGAACUGGCCGAGUCGACAUAUGUGCUCUAUCAGGCAACCCAUCACCCGUUCUAUCUUCACGUCGGUCGAGAAAUGCUGAGGGACCUUGAGACGCACGCGAGAGCAGAGUGCGGCUACGCCACAAUACACAAUGUGCUGGAUAAAUCCCAGGAGGAUCGGAUGGAAAGCUUCUUUUUGAGUGAGACGUGCAAGUACCUGUACCUGCUUUUCGAUCACGAAAACCACGUCAACCAGGACGCUUCCAACUACAUAUUUAGUACUGAGGGUCACCUCUUUCGCCUGGACACCAGAUUUAGGAAACGACCCUGGGAUGUCAGCCCUGUCCGACGACUUCGACCGCGCCCUAAAAGUCAACUCAUAAGCCGCGUUACCAAGCAACGAAAUGACACCUGUGGGUGUGAAAGUAUUGACGACUAUGACCGGCCACUUCCUCUCGACGUGAAGUAUAUGUUGCAGCUAGAACGGGAAGUAGGACUCUAUGACUGAGGCACUACAAUAGAGAUGCCGGCUUGACAACUGAUGGAAACGAUUAACAGAAGUAGUCAAUGGGGCCAUCGGUAAUCCCUGCUUUAUUACCAGAAGACAAUGAUGGGACACGAGCGAAAAGGAAGAAAAUAAUCAAACUUUGUUUGAUUGAGAUAUUUAUGCUGCAUUUUAUAACUGUUAUUCAAAAACACUAUUUGUAAAAUGAAAUAAAAUUGAUAUUUUGCUUAA
This is a messenger RNA of Nematostella vectensis (starlet sea anemone), 2019 nucleotides long. Its product is annotated as ER degradation-enhancing alpha-mannosidase-like protein 1. NCBI's taxonomy places the organism in Eukaryota, Metazoa, Cnidaria, Anthozoa, Actiniaria, Edwardsiidae. Gene Ontology annotation, biological process: carbohydrate metabolic process; endoplasmic reticulum mannose trimming; mannose trimming involved in glycoprotein ERAD pathway. The record is from RefSeq and is a predicted model, not a curated record. Gene Ontology annotation, cellular component: membrane; endoplasmic reticulum. Gene Ontology annotation, molecular function: mannosyl-oligosaccharide 1,2-alpha-mannosidase activity; calcium ion binding. The transcript is spliced from 13 exons. Bases 46 to 1791 code for a protein of 581 amino acids.